CCUCUAUGUGAAAGGCGCCCCAUUUCAUCUUCACAAAGAGACUCUAGCUAAGAGAUCGGCGAAAGUGACGACAUUAAUCGAUUGUAACAAGCUCCAUGAACUGCGUUGGAUCCUCAGAGACAUGGACAUCAACCCGAGUACCUUCGAACUCGUGGCUAGAUUCUGCUAUGGCUACAAAAUCGAAUUGUCAUCUGAAAACAUUGUCUCUGUGCUCUGCAUUGCUUAUUACUUAGAGAUGAGCGAUGAUCAUAGCUCUAACAAUUUGUUGAAUAUGGCAGUAACGUUCUUGGAACAACGAGUUCUUAUGAGCUGGAAUGAAACCAUGAAAGCUCUUCGUAUCUGCACCGAGAGGAUAUUGGACAAACUAGCUGAUGUUGGACUCAUCGAAGUUUUCUUAGAUUCUCUUGUCGAAAAGGCUCUCAACGAUACUAGGUUGCUCCAAGAUUUGAUUACAUUGCCUCUUCGGUUAUAUGAACCGUUGAUCUUAGAAUUAAGUAAGCACAAUGUCUCGAUAGAAAGUCUUGUGGCAUCGGUCUGCAAUUACACGAAAAGAUGGGUUUUCGAGAAAGAUUCAGGAGACGAAAGCUUUUCAAGACACAAGAGAGAAGUAAUUGAAGCUGUUGAGAGGCUUUUGCCUCACGAAAGGGGAACUAUCUCGUGUGGAUUUUUGUUCCAAUCGCUUAAAGAAUCGAUUUUUCUUGAUGCUUGCUCUGAUUGCCGAAAAGGGUUUGAAGUUAGGAUAAGUUCGCAGCUCGACAUGGCUACAGCAAAAGAUCUCCUGAUUCUGUUUCCAAAAGAAGAUGGUUCUUAUGACAUCGAGCUCUUAAAACGAAUUCUCAAGAUCUUCUAUAGUAACUAUAAUGUCUCAGAUCUUUCGCGGUUUGUGAGUAUAGCGAGAAUGUUGGAAGAUUUUCUGUUGGAGGCAGCUGCGAGUGACGCUGGUUUAAGGGUAGGAGCAUUUAAGGCGUUAGCAGAAAUAACGGUUGCUGCGUCUUGCGAUGUGCUAAGAUACUCUGAUGGAAUAUAUAGAGCAAUUGAUGUUUUCUUGGAGUGGCAUCGAGACUUGAUUGAAUCGGAGAAGAUGGAAGCUUGUAGAGUUCUUGAAUGUAAGAAACUUUCAUCCGAGGCAUGUGAACAUGCUUCAAAGAACGAGAAGCUUCCACUGCGGAUUGUUGUGCAAGUUUUGUUUGUUUCUCAGACGCAGAUUCGCAACAAUGUGGCUAGAGAAAUGAAAGAUGUAGAGAAAAAAACCGAGGAUCAGGUAGAUGAAGAUGAUGAAAUGGAGAAAAUGAGUAAGAAGAUGUUAAGUCUGGAGAUAGAACCUGGUUACAGCAAGAAAAGAAAGAUUGAGAAUAUUGAAUGUGCUGUUCAUUGCGAGAAGAAGAAGAAAAGUGUGUGGAGAGAAGUAAAGAGGAAGUUUGGUUGUAUGACUUCUACUGUGAAAGCUUGCGAUUGUCAUAACAAGAAGAGGAAGAAGACUUAUCGUUACUAAUAACAAAUCGCUCUUUU
Messenger RNA from Capsella rubella, 1509 nucleotides. Its product is annotated as BTB/POZ domain-containing protein At3g03510. The coding region runs from base 122 to 1492 and encodes 456 amino acids. The transcript has 2 exons. Lineage: Eukaryota; Viridiplantae; Streptophyta; Magnoliopsida; Brassicales; Brassicaceae. The record is from RefSeq and is a predicted model, not a curated record.